Messenger RNA from Colletotrichum acutatum, 2255 nucleotides. RefSeq names its product general substrate transporter. Gene Ontology annotation, molecular function: carbohydrate:proton symporter activity. Gene Ontology annotation, biological process: carbohydrate transport; transmembrane transport. Gene Ontology annotation, cellular component: membrane. Lineage: Eukaryota; Fungi; Ascomycota; Sordariomycetes; Glomerellales; Glomerellaceae. The transcript has 6 exons. Bases 472 to 2052 code for a protein of 526 amino acids. The record is from RefSeq and is a predicted model, not a curated record.
CUGAGAUUCCCGCAAUCCACCCCCAUGGGGACUUGUCGCUCCAAUGAACAUCUAGUGUCUCGUGCUCCUGUUUCUCGGUACUGGCAAAAACUUGGAUACCCGCUUUCUCUCAGUGACGCCUCAUAGGGAGAGGAGUAGUCCAUCUCCUUGAGUUGUGUGGCCUGUUUGCUUGGCCGCUUUCGAGCCGUCAUCGGAUACAGCACCCUCGGUCUUCGCCUCGAGGGUGGGCUGUUCAGUUCGAAAGCGGGAAGGGGUCACGGUGCGGUUAGUGGGCGUUGAGCAAUAUCGAGAUGCCACUUACCCAGAACCAUCUACCGAUUUAUUAUAAGUACACUUGCCCCGGUCCCAUUACCCAAGAAUCAUGGGAUGCAGCAAGCCGGCAUCUCGGUAGCGACAACCAGGCCCUCCAAUCUUUUUCGAGUGUUGCACAUUCUUUUCUGACUCAUACUAUACCUAACUUGCAACGAAGUCAUGGAUCUGAAGCAGAAGGAGAGUCACGGCGUUGAUCACGUCGAUGUUGCAACUAUGGACGAUCCACAUCUACAGCCACCCGAAGCAUCGACGCUGCCGUGGUUCAAGCAGACAGAGUUGAGGAAGCUCUACUUCAUGAUGGUCUUCCUCUUUCUGGGAUCGACGACACUGGGUUACGACGGAAGCUUGUUAAACGGACUUCAAACCAUGCAGUCAUGGCAGACCUUCUUCGAUCACCCCUCAGGAAGUCGACUCGGAAUCUUCGGUGCCAUGCCAGGCUUUGGCGGCCUCUUCGUCCUCCUCUUCGCACCCUACAUCGCCGACGGCCUCGGCCGAAAAUGGGGCACCGCCAUCGGCUGUCUCCUCGUCAUCCUCGGCGCACUGCUGCAAUCUUUCCCCUUUGGAUCCAGUAGGGAUGCCAUGUACCUCAUCGGUCGCUUCAUCAUGGGCGCUGGAUCCAACAUUUCCAAUGGCACAUGCCCCCUUCUCAUCACCGAAGUGGCACAUCCUCAGCAUCGUGGCAAGGUUACGACGCUCUAUAAUACGCUGUGGUACUUAGGCAGUAUCAUUGCAGCCUGGUCGUGCUUCGGAACACUCACGAAACAGUCCGGCGAUCUACAAUGGCGACUCCCCACCGGAUUGCAGUGCAUGAUGCCAGGUAUCCAGUUGAUGGCCAUCUGGUUCCUUCCCGAGAGCCCGAGAUGGCUGAUCAGCAAGGGCAAGGAGGCCGAGGCGAAGAAGGUUCUCAUCAAAUACCAUGGUAACAACAACGAAAACGACGAAUUUGCGCAUUGGGAGUUUGCCGAGAUUACUAGCACUCUGCGGCUUGAGAAGGAAGCCUCGGCUCAGAGCGGUUGGAUGGAACUCGUCCGGACUCCAGGAAACCGCAAGCGUUGCGGGCUCAUUAUUGCAACCGCCAUCUUUUCCCAGUGCAGUGGUAACGGCCUGGUGUCAUACUAUCUCGCCGUUAUUCUGGGCACUAUUGGCAUUAAGGACUCCAUCACACAAUCAUACAUCAACGGUGGCCUUACCAUUUGGUGCUGGCUUGUCUCGCUCACUGCCGCCUUCUUCGUCGACCGAAUCGGACGCCGAGUCCUCUUCCUCUUCGCCGGCGUCGGCAUGCUCAUCUCAUUCUCCAUUUGGACAGCCUGCAGCGCAGUUUACGCCCAAACUCAGUCUUCGUCGGCCGGCAUCGCCGUUGUGGCCAUGAUCUUCGUCUUUUACGGUGUUGCGGGAGCGGCUUGGCCGGGGUUGACAGUUUCCUACACCGUUGAGAUCCUGCCGUACAAUAUUCGCGCCAAGGGUCUCACUCUGUGUUUCUGCUUCACUGCACUGAGUGGUGUUUUCAACCAGUGGGUCAACCCGCUGGGACUUGAGCAGCUGGAGUGGCACUUUUACUUCGUCUACAUCGCCAUUCUGGUAAUCGAGUGUCUGGUCAUAUACUUCUUUUUCGUGGAGACGAGGGGUCCCACGUUGGAGGAGAUUUCGAUGCUCUUUGACGGCAAAGAUUCUGCGGCUGGAGUUGCGAGGGUUCACGCUCAGGCAAAGGUUGAGGAAGUUGAGAAGAGAGAAAACGCAUAAGCAUAAGCCGUCAUUUUUAUAGAGCAAGCAAAAACCGAGUGUCAGUGAAAGCCAGCAUUCACGUUGGCUUAGAAUCUACUGCUAUAGUUUGAAGACGUUUCAUAGUCCGGCAUCGCCGCCGGGCCAAUUGGCGUGGGCGUGACUAGAACCACACAUACUUCCUGUUCUACAGUGUUCAAUUCCACUCAAUUAGGAAUUCUGCA